CCUCGUCUUCCACAAGAGGCGGGGCGAAGGUGGGUGUGUGUGUGCGUGUGUGAGUGUGCGCGUGUGUGUGUGAGGAAGAGAGUGUGUGUAUAUGUGUGUGACACAGCUGAUGCACGCAGCCCUUUCAAGCUACCUCCAUCACCCCCCAUCUCCGCUCCGGGCGACAGCGGCAGCGGCUCCUCAGACCAGCCCUGCGACCCACGGACCACACCGGACAUUGUACAGGAAGCGAUCGGACCAGCGGUCGCGGAAAGUCAGCCAGCCAGAACUGCACGGCGCUGCUGCUGAUAUGUGCGUGUCUGCUGCUUGGUGUGGUGACACCACCCCCCAGGUCCUGUGUGGCGUGUGGGUAGCAGAGUGAGGGCACCGCCCCGCCCGGCAUGGGCAGUGCUGGCAGCGGGGUAGCCAAUCACCAGUCAACAUUCGCUAUGCGCAGCGUGGGCACUCGCACCACCACCAUCACCGCCACCGCCGGUGCCCCCAACACUCAGGGCAGCGGCCUGUCACGCGGCCCAUCCCUGCCCCCCGGCACCUCCACUCGCCGUCGCCUCGAUGACCGUAGCUACAGCGCCGAGCGACCCCCCCACCCGGCCAACGCCUUGGGCCCUCCCAAGACUGGGGGCCCGCCGGGCGACGAGCGCAGUUACGGCAACGCAGAGAGCUCGUAUUACGGAGGGGGCACGGAAAAACCGCCACCACAGCCAGAUGGCGCAGAGCGCUUGGCCACACACACCAAUGCCAACCGGCACCUGACCAACGGGGAGCGGAUGGUGGCCAACACCGCCUUCCUGAACGGGUUGGUGCGGCGUGACGGACACCAUGACCGCGGGCGGACGUCAGAGGCCAUGUCUGGGCCGGGCUCGAUGGGGGUGGACAUCUGUGGUAACAGCGUGGCCCUCAAUAAUGACAAGAACAGCAGCCUUCAGAUGACAACACACUUCAAGGACAACCCCAACGCCAAGCUGGACAACCACAAAAACCCCCCAAACAUCCUGCCUGUCUCUGGGAAACUGGAGCAGAAUGAUGGCCUGGUCCGUCCUUCAGCUUUCAAACCGGUAGUGCCCAAGAGUUUUCACUCAAUGCAGAACCUGGUGUCCCCCGCCCAAAAGGGACCCGGCGGGGGGAGAGGCGGUGGCAGUGGUGGGGGUGGAGGUGGAGGUGGGGGGAAGUGGGGGUCACCCUGCUUCCGGAAACCACAGAGAACAUGA
Molecule: messenger RNA, 1208 nt
Organism: Clupea harengus (Atlantic herring)
Lineage: Eukaryota; Metazoa; Chordata; Actinopteri; Clupeiformes; Clupeidae
Gene: lzts3a
Product: leucine zipper putative tumor suppressor 3-like
Exons: 4
Coding region: 381-1208 (275 amino acids)
Biological process (GO): regulation of dendritic spine morphogenesis
Cellular component (GO): dendritic spine
Source: RefSeq, a predicted model, not a curated record